AAUUCUGCGUGACAGCUGCUGUGAUGCCAGAUUCAGUCAGUGUUCGUUUGUUAUCAGAAUCGAUUACCAUUUCUUAUCAACAGGUUGUGUUGUACGACCGGUAUCGUGUUUUUUUUCCACUAUUUCCGUGCUAUUACUGGUUAUUUGCGUGUGAAAUGUUCUCAGUCAUCACAGUAAGUGAUACAUGUUCCAAUGGAACUGCAACGGACAGCAGUGGACCGCAUCUUGUCAGUUUAGUAAAAAGCAAACUCAAUUCCACAGCCGAUAUUAAUUAUGUAGUUAUACCGGAUGAGAUAGAAAUUAUCAAGCAAUCCCUCAUCUAUGCUGCUGAUGUCCUUCGCGCUAGCGCUGUCUUCACCACCGGUGGAACUGGAUUUGCCCCUCGUGAUGUUACGCCAGAAGCAACAAAAGCCGUUAUCAAUAAGGAAGCACCUCAAUUGGCUCUGGCAAUGACACUGAAAAGUUUGGAGAAAACCAAAUUUGCCGUUCUCUCAAGGGCGAUAUGCGGCAUAAGGAACCGUACGUUGAUCGUCAAUUUCCCCGGAAGUAAGAAAGCCGUUGAAGAAUGUUUUCUGUCAAUAGUCGAGUUGAUUCCACAUAUGUUACAACUGUUGAAUGAUGACAUCCCCAAGGUUAGAGAGAUACAUAAAAAGGUACAGUCAGAAGGAGGCCAACAGCACGUGCACGUAUGUCCUCAUGCAACAGGUAAAGGAGGUGACGAUAGGAACUCUCCAUUUCCUCUGAUUGAUGUAGAUGAGGCACUUCAAAUUAUUCUUGAAUCUAUUGUGUCAAAGUCUGAUCCGAAAAAGCAAUUCAGUCGAGCCAACAUUCCGCCCUUUCGGGCCUCCAUCAAAGAUGGUUAUGCAUUGAAAUCUGUUGGCGGUAAAGGGGUGAAACGUGUCGUCGGAUAUGUUGCGGCUGGUAGUGGAUUGAUUGGUGACAACUUCAACAUUGACGAGUGCUACAAAAUUAACACGGGUGCUCCAGUGCCCGAGCAAGCAGACGCAGUGAUUCAAAUUGAAGAUACCAAGUUGAUUUCUGCUGAUAAUGACAUAGAACGGAUUGUUGAAAUUUUGACUGAUCCCAGCCCAAAUCUAGACAUUCGAUCUAUUGGCAGCGAUUUACGAAUGGCUGAAGAAGUUUUCGAAUAUCACUUUCCGGUUGACGCCGCUCAAAAAUCUCUGUUAGCAUCUAUUGGAGAGCCACUGAAGGUAGACAAGUUGAAGGUGGUGAUAAUUUCUACAGGUGAUGAGCUCGUUCACCCAUAUGAAGCUUCUAAUCAAGCGACUUCCAUCGAGGGAAAGAUCUACGACUCCAAUACAACGAUGCUGGUUCAAUUAUUGCGGCAGUUUGGUUUCAAUGAGGAGCAGUGUGAAAUGCAGCAGCUUGUGGUCAAAGAUGAAUACGAAUCACUUCGCAAAGAGAUAAAGGCAUUUACUGGCGUAGCGCAUGCCAUAAUCAGCACUGGAGGGGUAUCAAUGGGCGAUAAAGAUUUCGUUAAGCCUGUUCUGCAAGAUUUGGGUUACGAUUUGAAAUUUGGACGAGUCAAUGUGAAACCCGGAAAGCCUUUCACAUUUGCAAAUAAAGGAAAAACGUUAUUUUUCGGUCUACCAGGGAAUCCAGUUUCAGCAUUCGUUACCUUCCAUCUGUUUGCCUUACCUGCCUUAAGGAAAUAUCUAGCUUCCAUCAAUGAGGCACCUUGCACGUUAGCCAAAUGUGUUUUACCUAAGAUAUCGAUUGAGCUUCUAACUGAAAACUAUGAAUUGGAUCCGCGGCCAGAAUUUGCGCGAGCAACCGUCGUUUCGAAAAAUAAUAAACUCUACGCUCGCAUAACUGGCAAACAGGUCAGCAGUCGGCUGAAAAGCAUUGUCGAGGCAGAUGUACUGUUACAUAUGCCGGCACGUUCCUCUUCUAAAACAACGAUGGUGAAGGGAGAAUUUUUGACAGCUUCUGUAUUACGCGCAGACUUUAUAUCGGCUUAUGAGUAAAUAUUAGGUACCUUAUUUAUGUUUGUUCAUCACAUUUUAAGUUACACAUUAAUAUCAACUAGCAAUUAAUAGAAAGCUAUCUUGAGUCUUUAAUCCAAAUAUCUUCUAUUCAAUUAAAAUUAAAAAAUGAAUUGGAAAUAAACUUGUGAUUCUUAGAAAA
Messenger RNA from Aedes aegypti (yellow fever mosquito), 2148 nucleotides. It is a transcript of the gene cin, whose product is annotated as molybdenum cofactor synthesis protein cinnamon. Gene Ontology annotation, molecular function: molybdopterin molybdotransferase activity. The record is from RefSeq and is a predicted model, not a curated record. Gene Ontology annotation, biological process: molybdenum incorporation into molybdenum-molybdopterin complex; gamma-aminobutyric acid receptor clustering; establishment of synaptic specificity at neuromuscular junction. Lineage: Eukaryota; Metazoa; Arthropoda; Insecta; Diptera; Culicidae. The coding region runs from base 24 to 1988 and encodes 654 amino acids. Gene Ontology annotation, cellular component: postsynaptic specialization; postsynaptic membrane; cytoplasm. The transcript has 5 exons.